This is a messenger RNA of Strongylocentrotus purpuratus (purple sea urchin), 14166 nucleotides long. Its product is annotated as dynein heavy chain 5, axonemal. The coding region runs from base 145 to 14040 and encodes 4631 amino acids. Gene Ontology annotation, molecular function: dynein intermediate chain binding; minus-end-directed microtubule motor activity; ATP binding. The record is from RefSeq and is a predicted model, not a curated record. Gene Ontology annotation, biological process: microtubule-based movement. The transcript has 81 exons. Gene Ontology annotation, cellular component: dynein complex. NCBI's taxonomy places the organism in Eukaryota, Metazoa, Echinodermata, Echinoidea, Camarodonta, Strongylocentrotidae.
AAUUCAGACUGCGUUAACAAAACAUUGGAAUCUGUGAAACGUAUCACAGCUCAGUGGAACUUGAGAUCAUCAUUUUCAGAGAUAUAAUGCAUUUGUAUGUGUUAUUUUAGAUAUCUGUAGCUAGAUUUUGGAAGUUUGUCAAUAAUGGCAGAUACUGAACCGGCGGCUACCACUGCCACAGAUGGAGGGCCGAGUGAAAAGGAGGCAAAUAAGGCCGAUUCUCCGAAACCAGAUCAAGAAGUUGCACCUCCUUUGAUUACCACUUCUAAACCUGAGAAAGAUGCAGAAACAAAGCAAGAUAAGAAGAAGCCUGGUGCAGCCCCAGCCCGCAGGGGAGCAGGACCAGCUCAUACCAACAAAGGCCCGUCGAUGGUGAAGAAAAAUGUGGUGAUGUCAUCUGAGGCAAUGAAGGAGAUGGCGAAACAGGCCAAAGCAAACAGAGAUGAGAGAAAGACAGCGAUGGACAGUAGACAUAACUUCAUGUUCUCAAGUCUUGCCGAGGCGUUGAACAUGGAGGUCUCUCAGGUCGAGGACUUCUUGCUUGGAGACGAUAAGUUCGAUAUGAUUGGUGAGUUCUUUGCUCAGGAUGGACCACGUAAGCUCAUGUUCUUCUACCAGGAGGCUGCUAGCCGAGAUACCUUGUAUUCCAGGACUGAUACAUCCAGUGUCAUCACUCAACCAAUGCAGAAAAAGCUCUUCCUUACCACCGGUACAUCCGAAGGACUGAACGGUAUGUGCUAUUUCUUCCUGCGUUCUACCAACAAGGCCAUUGCUACCUCUAACAUCGCUGCAGAGCUCAACUUUGGCAUGAUGGACUGCACCAAUGGCAAGAUCCUCCAAGGGUUCAAGAUGAUGCUCGAUAAGAUCAUGAUGCCUGCUCUUAAACUCCAGGAGAACUGGGGAGAGAUCAAGGAUGAGAGUCAGGUAUCUGAUUUCUUUGAGCAGCUUGAGAAGUUUAUCGGUAGCCUUGGGACAGCUACAUCUAACAUGGAUGGGAGGGUACAGCUCUGUGAGCAUGAGUACGUAGAAACCAUGCUGGAUUCACUCAAGACGGCUGCUGACUUCACAGCUGCUGCCUCUGUGCCUGACACCGUUGAGAAGCUCGAGGAGCUGAGUAUGAUGUGGAUCAAGCAGAUCGUCCAGGUGUUGACUGAGAGCGAGCAGAUGCGCAAGGAAGCUGAUGACAUCGGUCCCGCUGCUGAGCUUGAUCACUGGAAGAAACGUAUGUCGAAGUUCAACAGUCUCCUGGAUCAGAUCAAGAGCCCACGAUGCAAGGCGGUGGUCGGUGUCCUACUGGCUGCCAAGUCAAAGGUCCUCAAGCAAUGGAAAGAACUGGAUCGUCGCAUCACUGAUGCAGCCAAUGAGGCCAAGGAUAAUGUCAAGUAUCUCUACACCUUGGAUAAAUUCUUUGGACCUCUUGUCAAGUGUGACCCUAGUGCCAUGAUCGAGCACAUUCCCAGCCUGAUGAAUGCCAUCCGCAUGAUCCAUAGUAUCUCACGCUUCUACAACACCUCGGAGCGUAUGACCUCUCUGUUCGUCAAGGUCACCAAUCAGAUGAUCACUACAUGCAAGGCUUACAUCAAGAGAGAUGUCACCAAGAUCUGGGAUCAUGAAAGGCCCGACUUGCUGAAGCGGCUGAACGACUGCAUCAAACUCAAUACCGAGUACCAGAGGAGUUUCCAUCGCACCAAGGAAAGGCUCAAGGAAACCCCUGAGGAAAGACAAUUUGAGUUCAGUGAGAACUACAUCUUUGGGAAGUUCGACACGUUCUGCCGUCGUCUGACCCGUAUCGCUGAUCUAGUUAACACCAUGGAGAGUCUGAGUGGUCUGGCUGAUGUCAAGAUUGAAGGCAUUGACUCCCUGGCCAUCAGGUUCCAGGGCAUCGUAGCGACACACAAGAAGAAGAGCUAUGAUAUCCUGGACCACCGCAAGGGAGAGUUUGAUCAGGACUACAUGGACUUCCGCUCUCAGAUUGACAGUCUUCACAGUGCCCUUCAGAACUUUGUAGACAGCUGGUUUGACAAGCCUCUUACAACGGAUCAAGCCUUGGUGCUGCUCUCUAAGUUUGAGAAGAUCAAGGGUGCCAAUCUGAACCUGAAUGAGAAGUACAUGCGUGUGCUGUCUAACUAUGGUCGGGACCAGGAGAUGGUGCGUAAGUUCUACCAGAAGGGUAAGGAAGACCCACCCAUCAUGAGGAACAUCCCUCCCGUAGCAGGCAAGAUCGUCUGGGCUAGACAGCUCUACAGGAAGAUUGAACAGCCUAUGAGAGCUUUCAAGGCUAAGCCAGAGAUUCUCAAGACCAAUGAGGCCAAGAAGUUGAUCCGCAAUUACAACAAGAUGGCCACUGUUCUUCUUGAGUACGAGGUUCUGUAUCACCGUGGAUGGUAUCGUGCGGUAGACAACAUCCGUUCAGGACUCCAGGCCUCACUCCUGGUCCGCCACCCAGAGACCAAGGUGCUGUAUGUCAACUUUGACCCUCAGGUCUUGGAGCUGAUUGCUGAGGCCAAGUACAUGGGCAAGCUAGGGCUUGAGAUCCCUGAAGCUGCUGGAGUACUGGUCCUAAGGGAAACUGAGAUCAGGGGCAGCUAUGUUGGUCUGAUGGAGAUGCUAAACGAGUAUGACCGCAUCAUUGGAACCAUCCCCAACAUCCUGCUACCCCUGAUGACCCCAUUCAGAGAGCGUGUGGAGGAAUCCUUACAGCCGGGAUUGACCAGUCUUAACUGGACUUCACUCAGCCUUGACCAAUACAUCAGCAACACGUACAAGGAGAUUCACUUCCUACAGCGUCAGACCAAGCAGGUAUGUGACCUCCUGGAGUGUCGUAUUGAUGAUGUCCUCAGGGACAUGGCUACUACCGCUCUAUGUGCCUUACCUACCCAUGAACCAACCUCUACUAAAGACUUCUUGAAGUCUACCGAGAGGACGUGCCAGGAGGCUUGUGAGCAGCUUACCAGGCAGAGCCAGGCUGUGGAGGCCUCAGUCAAGGACCUUGUGGACAUCCUUGUCAGCAACCUUCGUGAUAAUGAGAAGCAGAACCUUCAUGGCUCCUACCCCUGCCUUCACCCAGACUCUAAGCAUAAGAGAUGUCUGGAGUGUCUGCCAUGCUGCUUCUAUACCAUGCUAGGAAGCUUCAGCCAGCGCAACACCGAUGCUCUCAUCAAGUGCACUCGUCUGUCCCUUGACACCAUCAAGAAGCGUCUUCAGAUAGGAACCAACAAGUACACCCGGGGUGCCACUGAGAAUGAGGAGGCUAAGGUACCAUUGUUCCAGGCUGACAUCAUUCUAGCCAUCCCUUCCAUCGUUCUUCAACCCAGUCUGGAUGACAUCCAGUCUAGUGUGAACAAGGCUGUACAGGUCAUACUCAAGAUGGCACAGAAUAUCCCUCAAUGGGAACAGACCAUCCUUAGCCAGAAGGCUGCUCUCAAGGAGCUUGAGGAAGCCAAAGAUGACAAGGACGCUGAGAAGGUCACUCUGCUGGCCAUUACCCAGAAGCCCCUUCACAAGGUUAUUGGUGAGCACAAGGACGUCCUGAAGGUUGUCAUUGCUCUGAAUAACAUUGUGGGUAACUUCAAGCUCGAGUGCCAAGACAUCCUGAAUGAAUUCACACUCUUUUCUGAACUCUGGAAGGAGGAUCCUGAGGAGAAGGUGAAAGAGUUCAUGAACACCAAACCUCUGAUGUCUGAGAUUGAAUCACAGAUGAGAUACUACCAGGGAUAUGAGAUCAAGAUUGAAGAAAUCCCAGCCAGCUACAGGGUCGGCUCAGUCAUCUGUCUUACCGAGCGUCUGAAGAGCGCCCUCGUUGCUGAAACCAAGGCAUGGAAGGUUGCGUUUGGUCGCGCCCUCAACUCGAAGGCCUCAGCUGACAUGGAGGAGAUCUUUGAUUUCAUAGAGGACCUUCAGAAGCGUCUCACCCGACCUAUCAAGGAUCUUGAUGAUGUACGAGCGGCCAUGGCUUCGCUGACUGAGAUCAGAGAAUCAGAGAUACGCAUUGAUAUGACUAUCUCACCUAUUGAGGAGUCUUAUGCUCUACUCCACAAGUAUGAGCUCAUCUUCUCUGAUGGCAAUGCAGAGAAAGUGGACAGUCUGUCCUACAACUGGAAGAACCUCACCGCACAGUUCAUCAAAGUAGCUGAUCACCUAGUGACUAUCCAGCCAGACUUCAAGGGUGACCUGCUGAGUGGUGUGACCGCUUUCCAGGAGAAUGCUACUGCCUUUGUAGACGAGUACAGUGAGAAGGGUCCCAUGGUUCAAGGUAUUGCACCCAGAGAGGCGAGUGAUCGUCUCCAGCUCUUCCAAGCCCGGUUUGAUGAACUCUGGGGUAAAUACCUGACCUACUCUGGAGGUGAGGAGCUCUUUGGUCUGCCUGUCACUGAGUAUCCUGAUCUACAGCGCAUCAAGAAGGAGUUCAACCUGCUGCAGAAGCUCUAUGGUCUCUACAAUAAUGUGAUUGAGAAGGUCAAUGGAUACUAUGAUAUCCCCUGGGUGGAUGUCGACAUUGAGAAGAUCAAUGGAGAGCUGCAAGACUUCCAAAACAAAUGCCGAAAGUUGCCCAAGGCUCUCAAGGAAUGGCAGGCCUUCAUGGACCUGAAGAAGAAGAUUGAUGACUUCAGUGAAUGCUGUCCCCUCCUUGAGAUGAUGGCCAACAAGGCUAUGAUGACACGUCACUGGGACCGCAUCGCUACCCUCACUAGCCAUACCUUUGAUGUGGAUUCUGAUACAUUCCUCCUGCGUAACAUCAUGACUGCACCUCUCCUGCCCAACAAGGAAGAUAUUGAGGAUAUCUGUAUCUCUGCUGUGAAGGAGAAGGAUAUUGAAGCCAAGCUAAAGCAGGUGGUGGCUGAGUGGAGUGUACAGGACUUCCAGUUUGGUAGCUUCAAGACCCGUGGUGAGCUGAUGCUGAAGGGUGAUACUACAGGAGAAAUCAUCUCCAUGAUGGAAGACAGUCUCAUGGUACUCGCUUCUCUAAUGAGCAACAGGUACAAUGCCCCAUUCAAGCCUGAAAUCCAGAAGUGGGUCCAGCGUCUGUCCAACACCACUGAGAUCAUUGAGAACUGGAUGCAAGUGCAGAACCUCUGGGUCUAUCUGGAAGCUGUCUUUGUGGGUGGUGACAUCGCUAAGCAGCUGCCACAGGAAGCCAAGAGGUUCAGUAACAUUGACAAGUCUUGGGUGAAGAUCAUGCAGCGGGCCCAUGAGGACACCAAUGUAGUCCAGUGCUGCGUGGGUGAUGACACCCUCUCACAGCUCCUACCCCAUCUCCUAGAACAGUUGGAGAUCUGUCAGAAGUCACUGACUGGUUACCUGGAGAAGAAGCGUCUGGUCUUCCCUCGAUUCUUCUUCGUCUCUGAUCCUGCCCUGUUGGAGAUCCUUGGACAGGCUUCAGACUCACAUACCAUCCAGGCUCAUCUUGAAGGUCUGUUUGACAAUGUGAAGACAGUGGACUUCCAUGAGAAGAACUACGAUCAGAUCCUCGCCAUCAGCUCUAGGGAGAAGGAGAAGAUUGAACUGGUCAAACCAGUCAAUGCUCAGGGUAAUGUUGAGAUGUGGCUAGGAGAACUGUUGAACAAUGUGAAGAAGUCUAUUCACACUAUCAUCAGGACGUCGUACAUCGGUCUCCAGGACAAGGAGAACUUUAACCUGAUUGAGUUUGAGAACACGUAUGCAGCGCAGAUCGGUCUGCUUGGUAUCCAGAUGAUCUGGACUAGGGACAGUGAGGAAGCUCUCAAGAAUGCUCGCUCUGAUCGCAAGAUCAUGGCAACCACCAACCAGUACUUCAUUGACAUGCUGAACAUGCUGAUUGAUAUGACCACUCAAGAACUCACCAAGUAUGAAAGAACCAAGUUUGAGACUCUCGUCACCAUCCACGUCCAUCAGAGGGAUAUCUUUGAUGACCUGGUACGCAUGCACAUCAAGUCCGUCAAUGACUUUGAGUGGCUGAAGCAGUCUCGUUUCUACUUCAACGAAGACACAGAUGCUUGUAUCAUCUCCAUCACUGAUGUGGACUUCUCUUACAUGAAUGAACCUGUGGGAUGCACAGACAGACUUGUGAUCACUCCACUUACUGACAGAUGUUACAUCACUCUAGCCCAGGCCUUGGGUAUGAGUAUGGGUGGUGCCCCAGCCGGCCCUGCUGGUACGGGCAAGACUGAAACAACCAAAGACAUGGGAAAGGCCUUGGGCAAGUAUGUGGUGGUCUUCAACUGUUCUGAUCAGAUGGACUUCAGAGGACUUGGCAGAAUCUACAAAGGUCUGGCUCAGUCUGGUUCCUGGGGUUGCUUCGAUGAGUUCAAUCGUAUUGAGUUACCUGUACUCUCUGUGGCUGCUCAGCAGAUCUACAUUGUACUCUGCUGUAAGAAGGAACGCAAGAAUAACUUUGUCUUCACUGAUGGUGAUAUCGUUGACAUGGACCCUGAGUUUGGUAUCUUCUUGACCAUGAACCCUGGAUAUGCUGGACGUCAGGAGCUGCCCGAGAACUUGAAGAUCCAGUUCAGGACCGUAGCCAUGAUGGUACCUGACCGUCAGAUCAUCAUGAGGGUCAAGCUGGCUGCCUGUGGUUUCCAGGGUAACGUCAUCCUGGCUCGCAAGUUCUACACACUCUACAAGCUGUGCGAGGAACAGCUUACAAAGCAGGUUCAUUAUGACUUUGGUCUACGUAACAUCCUAUCUGUGCUGCGUACACUGGGAGCCUUCAAGAGAUCCAACCCAGGAGACAGUGAGAACAUGAUCGUGAUGAGGGUUCUCAGAGACAUGAACCUCUCCAAACUGGUGGAUGAGGAUGAGCCUUUGUUCUUAUCUCUCAUUGAUGACUUGUUCCCUGGUAUGACUCUAGACAAGGCUGGGUACCCAGAAAUUGAGGCUGCCAUAGAGAAACAGAUCCGUGAAGCUGGCUUAGUGCAUCAUCCUCCAUGGACCUUGAAGCUCAUUCAGCUGUAUGAGACUCAAAACGUUCGUCACGGCAUGAUGACACUGGGACCUAGCGGUGCAGGUAAGACCAAGUGUAUCAACACCCUAAUGAAAGCAAUGGGUGAGUGUAAGGCCCCACAUAGGGAGAUGAGGAUGAAUCCUAAGGCUAUCACUGCACCUCAGAUGUUUGGAAGGCUGGAUGUAGCUACCAAUGACUGGACUGAUGGUAUCUUCUCUACACUCUGGAGGAAGACUCUCAAAGCUAAGAAGGGAGAGCACAUCUGGAUUGUACUUGAUGGACCAGUGGAUGCCAUCUGGAUUGAGAACCUCAACAGUGUUCUGGAUGACAACAAGACCCUCACCCUGGCCAACGGUGAUCGUAUCCAGAUGUCACCGAACUGUAAGGUCAUCUUUGAGCCUCACAACAUUGACAAUGCCUCUCCUGCCACAGUGUCUAGGAAUGGUAUGGUCUACAUGAGUUCAUCUAUCAUGGAUUGGCUGCCUAUCCUACAGGGUUGGUUGUUCACCAGACCAGCCACCCAGCAAGAACUACUGAUGGCUCUCUUUGAGUCUACCUACAAGGACCUGUACCUCUAUGUCAUUCAGAGUCUUAUCCCCAAGAUGGAGGUGCUUGAAUGUAUGUACGUGAGGCAGACGAUUGAUCUGCUGUCUGGUCUGAUCCCUGGAGAGGAUUCUAACCCAUCUAGAGAGCAUCUUGAGAGACUCUAUAUCUUCUGUCUUAUGUGGUCUCUAGGAGCUCUCCUCGAGCUGGAUGAUAGGAAGAAGAUGGAAGCCUGGUUAGUUGAGAGAGGCGGUCUUCUGCUACCUACUACUAGUGCUGGUCAAACCAUCUUUGAGUUUGUGGUCAGAGAUGAUGGUCAGUGGGAGCAUUGGUCAGAUAGGGUACCAGAGUACAUCUAUCCUACCGAUUCCACACCAGAGUAUUCCUCCAUCUUGGUUCCUAAUGUAGACAAUGUUUGCACAGACUACCUGAUACAUACCAUCGCCAAGCAGGACAAGGCAGUGCUUCUUAUCGGUGAGCAGGGUACAGCUAAGACUGUGGUCAUCAAGGGAUACUCCAGCAAGUAUGAUCCUGAACACCAUCUCUUCAAGAGUCUCAACUUCUCCUCUGCCACCACACCUAACAUGUUCCAGCGUACCGUUGAGAGCUACGUAGACAAGCGUGUGGGUACGACCUAUGGACCUCCUGCUGGCAAGAAGAUGACCGUCUUCAUUGAUGAUUUGAACAUGCCUGUCAUCAACGAAUGGGGAGAUCAGAUCACCAAUGAGAUCGUUCGUCAGUUGAUGGGAACCCGAGGUUUCUACAGUCUUGAUAAGCCUGGUGAGUUCACCAGUAUUGUUGACAUCCAGUUCUUAGCAGCCAUGAUCCAACCAGGAGGAGGGCGUAACGACAUCCCUCAACGUCUCAAGAGACAGUACAACGUCUUCAACUGCACGCUGCCCUCCAACAACUCCAUUGAUAAGAUCUUCAGUACUGUAGGAACAGGACACUACUGCAAGGAGCGUGAGUUUAUUGAUGAGGUUUGUCAGCUAGCGUCCAGCCUAGUCUCCUGCACCAGGAAGCUCUGGCAGAGGACUAAGAUCAAGAUGUUGCCUACCCCAGCAAAGUUCCAUUACAUCUUCAAUCUUCGGGAUCUCAGUAGGAUCUGGGAGGGAAUGUUGAACAGUGAUGCUGCAGUGGUCAGCAGUCCUGCUAUCCUACUUGGUCUGUGGAAGCAUGAAUGCACACGUGUGAUCGCUGAUAGAUUCGUCAGCCAAGACGAUAAGGACUGGUUUGAGAAGACUAUCAAACAUACGAUUGAAGAAGAUCUAGGAACCUCCUUCGCAGAACAGCUGCCUAAGGAACCGUUGUUUGUUGACUUCAUGCGUGAUGCUCCAGAAAUCACAGGUGAAGAGCCCGAUGAUGCGGACCUGGACGCUCCUAAGAUCUAUGAACCAAUCCCAAACCUGGAAGCCUUGGCUGCCAGACUUACAACCUUCCAAGAACUCUACAAUGAGAAUGUCCGAGGUGCUAAGAUGGACUUGGUAUUCUUCAAGGAUGCUAUGUGCCAUCUCCUGAAGAUCUCUCGUGUGAUCAGGACUAAGAGAGGUAAUGCUCUCUUGGUUGGUGUGGGUGGUUCUGGUAAACAGAGCUUGACAAAGCUAGCUUCUUACAUCGCAGGAUAUAAGAGCUUCCAGAUCACUCUUAGCAGGUCAUACAACGUGUCUAACCUUAUGGAAGAUCUGAAGUACCUGUACCGUGUAGCAGGACAGCAGGGGCAGGGCAUCACAUUCAUCUUCACUGAUAAUGAGAUUAAGGAUGAAGCGUUCUUAGAAUACAUGAACAACGUCAUCGCAUCAGGAGAGGUGUCCAAUCUCUUUGCUCGUGAUGAGAUUGAUGAGAUCACUGGUGAACUCAUCUCUGCCAUGAAGAAGGAGUAUCCCAGACGUCCACCGACCAAUGAGAACCUCUAUGAUUACUUCCUGAUGCGUGUGAGAAACAACCUUCACGUCGUCCUUUGUUUCUCUCCGGUUGGUGAAAAGUUCCGCAACCGCUCGUUGAAGUUCCCUGGUUUGUUCUCUGGCUGUACCAUGGACUGGUUCAGUCAAUGGCCCAAGGAUGCUCUGAUUGCUGUGGCUCAGCAUUUCCUUUCCGUCUUCCCUAUUGCUUGCACAGACACAGUCAAGAAGAGCGUUGUCAACACCAUGGGUGUCUUCCAGGAUCUGGUGGCUGAGACGUGCGGCGAAUACUUCCAACGUUUCCGUCGCCAGACUCACGUGACGCCCAAGUCCUACUUGUCUUUCAUCGAUGGCUACAAGAAGAUUUAUUCCGAGAAGAAAGCUGACAUUGGGCUGCUAGCUGACAGAAUGAAGACUGGUUUGAAUAAGCUUGUGGAAGCCACGACAUCUGUCAAUGAACUCAGCAAGGAGCUUGCAGUGAAGGAGAAAGAGCUGGCCAUAGCCUCUAAGAAGGCCGAUACUGUGCUGGCCGAGGUGACCGUAAGUGCUACGGCCGCUGAGAAGGUCAAGGCUCAAGUUCAGAAGGUCAAAGACAAAGCCCAGGCUAUUGUGGAUGAAAUCAAUGUUGACAAGGGGGCAGCAAUGAUUAAGCUAGAUGCUGCUAAGCCAGCCUUGGCCCAAGCUGAAGCAUCACUCAACACCAUCAAAGCAGCUCACAUCUCCACCGUGCGUAAGCUGGCUAAGCCACCUCAUCUUAUCAUGCGUAUCAUGGACUGUGUCUUGCUCCUCUUCCAACGUCGUCUUGAUGGCAUCUCUCUAGAUCCUGAGAGACCUUGUCCUAAACCAUCUUGGGGUGACGCCUUGCGUCUCAUGGGAAGCAGCAGCUUCAUGCAGACCCUGAUGAACUUCCCGAAGGACACCAUUAACGAGGAGACGGUAGAGCUCAUGCAACCCUACCUAAGGAUGGAAGAUUACAACCUGGAGUCAGCCAAGCGUGUCUGUGGUGACGUAGCUGGUCUCGCCUCCUGGACUGAAGCUAUGGCUUUCUUCUAUGGCAUCAACAAGGAGGUUCUGCCACUCAAGGCUAACUUGGUUGUCCAGGAAGCAAGGUUGACCAAAGCUAAUGCAUCACUGGCUGAAGCUCAAGCACAGCUAGAUGAGAAACAGAGAGAGUUGGACUUUGUACAGGCCAAGUUUGAUGCUGCCAUGUCGGAGAAACAGGCUCUGUUGGAUGAUGCAGAGAGCUGUCGUCGUAAGAUGAACAAUGCCACUGCUUUGAUCAGUGGUCUGGGAGGGGAGAAGGUUCGUUGGACGGAAGCCAGCAAGAGAUUUGAAGAUCAGAUCAACAGGUUGGUAGGUGAUGUAUUGCUUGGUACUGGUUUCCUGUCCUACUCUGGGCCAUUCAACCAGGAGUUCAGAAACCUUCUCAUCAGGAACUGGAAGAGAGAGAUGGCAUCCAAUAAGAUCCCAUACAGUGAUGAGCUGAAUCUGACGUCUCUGUUGGUUGAUUCUACUACCAUUGGAGAAUGGAACCUUCAAGGUCUCCCCAAUGAUGAGCUCUCUAUCCAGAACGGUAUCAUUGUCACCAAGGCAUCCAGAUUCCCACUGCUUAUUGACCCUCAGGGUCAGGGCAAGACAUGGAUCAAGGAGAAAGAGAAGAGCAAUGAACUUCAGGUGACAUCUCUGAACCACAAGUACUUCCGAACUCAUCUUGAGGAUGCUCUGUCCCUUGGUCGGCCUCUCCUCAUUGAGGAUGUAGCUGAGGAGCUGGAUCCAGCCUUGGACAAUGUCCUUGAGAAGAACUUCAUCAAGUCAGGCUCCACUUUCAAGGUGAAAGUAGGAGACAAGGAGUGUGAUGUAGAUGGUAAGUUCAUCAUGUACGUCACCACCAAGCUGGCUAACCCAGCCUAUACCCCUGAGAUCAGUGCAAGGACGUCUAUCAUUGAUUUCACCGUCACCAUGAAAGGCCUGGAAGAUCAGCUGCUGGGUAUCGUCAUCCUCACUGAGAAACAGGAGCUUGAAGCUGAGCGCACCAAGCUGAUGGAGGAGGUGACAGCUAACAAACGUAAGAUGCAGGAGCUUGAGGAUAACCUUCUCUACCGUCUGACCAGUACAGAGGGCUCCCUGGUAGAGGAUGAGAGUCUGAUUGAGGUGCUGAGGGUGACUAAGAUCACUGCUGAGGAGGUCAGUGAGAAACUCACCAUUGCAGCUGAGACGGAGGUCCGUAUCAACACUGCUCGGGAGGAGUUCAGACCUGUUGCAACCCGUGGUAGUACCCUAUACUUCUUGAUCACUGAGAUGAGUAUGGUGAAUGUCAUGUACCAGACCUCUCUCAAACAAUUCCUUGGAAUCUUUGAUCUCUCAAUGGCAAAGUCCCAGAAGAGUCCUAUAACGGCCAAGCGUAUUGCUAACAUCAUUGAGUUCAUGACGUAUGAGGUGUUCAAGUACACAGCCCGUGGUCUGUAUGAGAAUCACAAGUUCCUCUUCACGCUGCUGCUGACCCUCAAGAUUGACAUGCAGCUUGGCAAGGUCAAACACGAUGAGUUCCAGACAUUCAUCAAGGGUGGAGCUGCCUUGGACCUCAAUGCCGUUGAAGCCAAGCCCAAGAAAUGGAUCCUUGACACUACCUGGCUCAAUCUGGUCCAACUGAGCAAGCUUCCUCAGUUCACCCAGCUGUUAGGACAGAUCGGGCGCAACGACAAGGCCUGGAAGAACUGGUUUGAUGAAGAUGCUCCCGAGGAAUCCACCAUCCCUGAUGGUUACUCCACAUCUCUUGAUGUGUAUAGGAAGCUGCUCCUGGUUAGGUCCUGGUGUCCAGACAGAGCUAUCCCUCAGGCUAGGAAGUACAUCGCUGAUGCCAUCGGUGUCAGGUUUGCCGAGGGUGUUAUCUUGAAUCUUGAGACCAUGUGGGAGGAGAGUGAGAAGAAGGCACCUCUUAUCUGCUUCCUAUCCAUGGGAUCUGAUCCUACAGCCUCCAUUGAAUCCCUCGCUAAGAAGAUGAACCUUCGUUGUCGUGCUAUCAGCAUGGGUCAAGGUCAAGAGGUCCAUGCUAGACGUCUCCUGAGCUCCUUCCAGAGUGAGGGUGGCUGGGUGCUGCUGCAGAACUGCCAUCUUGGUCUAGGCUUCAUGGAUGAACUUCUGGAAACGGUGACUUCGCCUGAUCCAUGUCACGAUAGCUUCCGUCUGUGGAUCACUACUGAGGUUCAUCCCCAGUUCCCUAUCAACCUUCUUCAGUCUGGUAUCAAGUUCACCAAUGAACCACCUCAAGGUAUCAAGGCUGGUCUCAAGAGAACCUAUGCUGGUGUCAGUCAGGAGCAACUGGAGAUCUCUAACCUACCCCAAUGGAAGCCAGUGCUGUAUGGUGUAGCCUUCCUGCACACCACGGUGCAAGAGAGGCGUAAGUUUGGUCCUCUUGGCUGGAACAUCCCCUAUGAGUUCAACCAAGCAGACUUUACAGCCAGCGUUCAGUUUGUCAACAACCAUCUGGAUGACCUGGACCCCAAGAAGGGCGUCUCCUGGAAUACUAUCCGCUACAUGUUUGGUGAGGUGCAGUAUGGUGGCCGUGUGACUGAUGAUUACGACAAGCGUCUUCUCAAUACCUACUGCAAAGUAUGGUUCUCUGAAGAUAUGUUCAGUGACAAGUUCAAGUUCUAUACUGGCUACACCAUCCCCAAGUGCCGUACAGUAGAGGAAUACCGCACUGCUAUUGAAAGUCUACCGCUGACUGAUUCACCAGAGGCCUUUGGUCUUCAUCCUAAUGCUGAUAUCACAUUCUCUACCAACAUGGCGACCGAGGUGUUGGAGACCAUUCUGAACAUCCAACCGAAGGACAGUGGCGGCGGUGGAGGAGAGACACGUGAGGCUACUGUCUACAAGAUCUGUGAUGAUAUGUUAUCCAAGAUACCAGAUGACUUCAUUGCCCAUGAGGUCAAAGCUCGUCUUCAGAAGAUGGGUCACCUACAACCCCUGAACAUCUUCCUGCGUCAGGAGAUAGAUCGUAUGCAGCGUGUCAUCUUGACAGUCCGUAUUACCCUGCAGGAUCUCAAGCUAGCUAUCGAUGGUACUAUCAUCAUGAGUGAGAACCUGAGGGAUGCUCUGGAUAACAUGUUUGAUGCUAGGGUACCUGGAUCCUGGAAGAAGAUCUCGUGGGAUUCUAUGACUCUAGGUUUCUGGUUCACUGAGUUGAUUGAUCGUCAUGCUCAGUUCCAUGCCUGGGCGUUUGAAGGACGUCCUAAUGUCUUCUGGAUGACUGGAUUCUUCAACCCACAGGGCUUCUUGACUGCUAUGAGACAGGAGAUCACUCGUGCUCAUAAGGGUUGGGCUCUGGAUAGUGUGGUGCUACACAAUGAUAUGACCAGGUAUAUCAAGGAAGAUAUAGCAUCUCCACCAUCUGAAGGUGUAUACGUCCAUGGCCUGUUCCUGGACGGUGCAGGAUGGGACAGACGUAACUGCAAGCUGAUAGAGCCCCCUCCCAAGGUCCUCUUCACCCCCCUCCCAGUCUGCCACGUCUACGCUAUCAACACUCUCGGGGGUAAAGACCCCAGGCUCUAUGAAUGCCCCGUCUACAAGAAACCCAGACGUACCGACCUGACGUACAUCUUCCCUCUCUACCUGAAGACCGUACAGCACCCUGAUCAUUGGAUCCUGAGGGGUGUGGCUCUGUUAUGUGAUACCAAGUAGACAGGGGUCAAAGGUCAAGAUCAGAUUGAUGUAUAAAGCUUUUUAAUGUGCUGUGCAUAUUAUUUUAAUGCAAUGCCGUUAUGAAUAUUUGAAGUACAUACUAUUUACUUAUCGUCUUGAAAUAUU